Molecule: messenger RNA, 787 nt
Organism: Hyalella azteca
Lineage: Eukaryota; Metazoa; Arthropoda; Malacostraca; Amphipoda; Hyalellidae
Product: orexin receptor type 2-like
Exons: 2
Coding region: 170-787 (205 amino acids)
Biological process (GO): feeding behavior; G protein-coupled receptor signaling pathway
Cellular component (GO): membrane
Molecular function (GO): orexin receptor activity
Source: RefSeq, a predicted model, not a curated record
AGAGCUUAGUGGAAGGAUGCAGAACUUAGGGUUAUCAAGCUACAGCUUCGCUAUCAAAAUACUGCAUUGAUUGACAAUCAAAGAUACCACCUCCGAAUCUCAAUUGUUAAUAAUUGAUUCAACAUGGGAUUAAAAAAAUGAAAAUUUUUUGGAAUCUGGGCAUAAUAAAAUGGAAACCGCAGCACAUUUAGCCGCCGUAAUUAACAUCACAAAAAGAGCAACAAUGGCACCACCUACAUCAAUGCUAUCAGAUAACAUCAACGCUGAUGUAGUAGAUAUAGAUGCAGUAAUCAGUAACAACUGCACCAUCUCGUCUUGCAACGAUAGCCGAGACGACUAUUAUAUCGACAGCAUCCAUGACUACGUCUUCCCACAAACCCCAGAGUGGAUCUUGAUAGCCAUUAACGCAAUGGUCUUGGUCAUCGGACUCCUGGGCAACUUUCUUGUCUGCUAUGUUGUGUACCGCAACAUCUCCAUGCAAAAUGUUACAAACAUCUUUAUUGUCAAUCUCGCAGUCGCGGAUUUUUGCGUUCUACUGAUUUGUCUUCCGCCGACCGUGGUCUGGGAUGUCACGGAGACUUGGUUCUUCGGGACCAUCAUGUGCAAGCUUACGCUCUACUUCCAGACAGUGUCAGUGUCAGUGUCAGUGCUGACGCUAGCAGCGCUCAGUGUGGACCGCUGGUAUGCAGUGUGCCGGCCGCUGCAGUGUCAAGCCACUCCACGACGCGCGAAGACAUACACGCUUAUCAUCUGGAUGAUAGCGCUGCUAAUCGGUGGGUAUCAUUAG